CAUCUCAUUCACCAACCAUAUAAAUUCAUGGAAUCCAAGCUCAAAACACCAACAACAAUGGCGAAUCCACCUUCAAUCUUACGAUUCUACCCUACUGAAGAAGAACUGGUUUCCUUCUAUCUCUUCAACAAGCUCCAAGGCCAACGAACUCACGACCUCCAUCGCGUCAUCCCCGUCGUCCCUGUCUACGAUCACAGUCCUUGCCACCUUCCAAAGUUAGCCGGGGAAUUGUGUCGCCGGGACACCGAACAGUGGUUCUUUUUUGUGCCGAGGCAAGAAAGGGAAGCACAAGGUGGAAGGCCGAGCCGGACCACCGCUUCURGAUACUGGAAGGCCACGGGUUCACCGGCGUACGUCUACUCGUCCGAUAACAAAGUCAUUGGAGUGAAGAAAACAAUGGUGUUCUACGAAGGGAAGUCGCGUACGGUGAAAAGAACCGAAUGGAAGAUGAACGAGUAUCGAGCUAUCAAAAAAGACGUAGACAAUACCAACACUUCCUCUGUUCCAAAGUUAAGACAUGAGUUGAGUCUAUGCAGAGUGUAUGUGGUAUCGGGAUGCACACGGGCAUUCGAUAGACGGCCACUAGGGCUAGAACCGACACCGAUGGUCACCUCCAAAGCUAGCCAGGGUGCACCGUCUUCGCAAAAUGCCGUACAGACGUACAAGACCGCAAGCCCUUCCAACUGCUCAAGCCCUGGAAGCUCGAACCGGAUGGUUGAUACGGUGGGAAACGUAGGACUUGUACCUGAAUGGGAAUGGCAACAUUUAACGGGAUGAAUUCCAGUGAUACGUCGAUGAAUUAACAUACAUCAGAAGUGAUUUUUGGAUCUUCUAAAAAACAAAUUCGUUUAUGUCCGUCAAAUCUCAUCAACUUUAAUAAAACAGAUGUUAAUUUAUGAUCAUUUUCUGGAGCAAAAAGUGAUCAAAUUACUGUGGUUUUAGGUGUAAAUGAUUUAGAAA
This is a messenger RNA of Cynara cardunculus var. scolymus (artichoke), 960 nucleotides long. Its product is annotated as NAC domain-containing protein 90-like. Gene Ontology annotation, molecular function: DNA binding. NCBI's taxonomy places the organism in Eukaryota, Viridiplantae, Streptophyta, Magnoliopsida, Asterales, Asteraceae. The transcript is spliced from 3 exons. Gene Ontology annotation, biological process: regulation of DNA-templated transcription. Bases 28 to 777 code for a protein of 249 amino acids. The record is from RefSeq and is a predicted model, not a curated record.